UAGCUGAUGCCGAAUUCGUUCAAAGUAGGAUAUUUAACUCCAUCGAUGAUCAGUCAGUCGGACUGUAUCCUGUGAGACGGUACCGAUUCAUCUCCAGCAGGGGAUGGUAGAUCCUUCCUUUAUUGGGGAGAACACUGAAUUUUGACAAAAGAGAAGAGAAAGUUCACCGAAUGACGCGCCGUUGCUGAUGAGCCCCGAUGUGCGCGGUGAUCGAACUACAUUGCUCCGCUGCAUAUAAAGUUCAUUGUUAAAAGUUACAUUCUCGGGGCACCCGGAAAGAAUGUCCUCGAAGGAUAAUGACAAUGGGUGGUAUGAAAACAUCAGUUUUAAUGGAGAGCAUGGACUGUCCCCUGGAAAUAAUGUGGAGUUGCUGAUGGGCGCUGUGUCACAUCCUGAGACUGACGAAACCUGUGACAUUGACUCGAAUUAUGAAGAACUAGAUACAGUUGAGCUCGGAUCAAAGAAAUCUAGCAGCUAUUCAGACACUUCAGAAUCGAUUGACCAAGACUAUGAAUUAAUUACCACUGAACCAGAGGAUAAGGGAGGCAGUAACACACAGUCGUCUAAAAGAUCUAAUAGGUUGUAUCAGGUUACAAAAACAGAAGCUGAGCCCUUCAUUUCUGGAAAAACUGUAAAGACAACCACAAAAAUUCAACUAGUAUUCAAUGAACAUGGAGCAUCAUGGGUUUAUCCAAUAGUGCCACUGGAAUGCUCUGUAACUAAUCCUCAACUGGAAACCAAAUAUUCAGGCAUGAAGAAAUUUAUUUCUUACCAAAUUACACCUAAUGACACAACUGUAUCAGUUUACCAUCGAUACAAGCAUUUUGAUUGGCUGUACGGUCGACUAUUAGAGAAGUUUGGUUCAGCAAUCCCAAUCCCUCUACUUCCAGAAAAAGACGUUCCAUGGCGGUUCAGUGAAGAGUUUAUUCAGGCUCGCAUGGGUGGACUGCAGAUCUGGAUCAACCGUAUAUCUCGUCACCCCGUGAUCUCCCAGAGUGAAAUUUUCCAACACUUUAUCAGAAAAAACGAUGAAAAAGAAUGGAAAAUUGGUAAAAGAAUUGCAGAGAAAGAUGAAGCAGUUAGAGGAAUGAUAUUCUCUGAAAUCAUGCCAUCAUCAGAAUUUAAGCUGCUGGAUGGAGAAGAUGCAGAAAAAUAUUUGACCUUUGCCAAGAGUAUGGGAGAAAGUGUCAGAAAUCUCGUAGCAGUGACAGAAGAGCACCUGGCUCGGUGUCCUGGAACAUUGAAGUCUGAAUAUACCAAAAUAGGAAAAGCUUUCUUGGAUUUGGCAGCAUCAUUUGGCAAAAACUCCUUUCAUGGGAAAGGCUCAAUUGAAAAUGCUUUAUCAUUUGUUGGAAAAACUUACACUGACAUUGGGAAUCUUCAUUUCGAACAGCCAAAAAAGGAUUUUCACAGCCUGAUUGAGAUCAAUAAAGAGUACAAAGGGAUGCUGACUUGUUUCCCUGAUAUUCUAAACGUCCUUAAGGGAGCUCUGGAAAAGGCUCAUGAAUAUGAAAAGCUUGCACACACCAACAAAGUCACAUUGAAAGAAAAAGAAGCUGUUGUUUUCAGAGCUGGAGUUGUGUCUUCAGCUAUUGAAGCUGAAAUCAAUCAUUUUAACCAUGAACUUACCAGUGACUACAAAAUAGCAGUUCAACAUUUUCUCUAUGAACAGGUUCAGAUGUAUAAUAAGAUAACAGAUAAACUGAGGGAAGCUUAUGCACGUUUUGAAUUCUAAUACUGGGCCAUUUAGACUCCGCGGAUGUUGCAAUUCAUAUAACGUCUUUGAAUGUUGUAACUUGAAAUGUCAAUAUUCUUUACAACUUUCUUGUCAUUUUAGUUCUGGUUCCACUUGUAUGUAAUUUUAAUGCUGCAUGUAAUGAUUGUAGUAUUAACACUAGCAGCAAUUUAUUUUACCGCUGAAUUCUGCAGCAUGAAAAUCAUGGAUGAAAUAAAUAAGUCUCUGUAUUCUUAGGUUCUUUGCUGUAAGUGCGAUGCAGCAGCAGCUAGGCCAUUGACAAACCAGAAGAAGUGAAAACGCUAACACUUCAUUGCAUUUGUGAAAAUGACUGAAGAAAAUAAAUGGGAGAAAUAGAAAUAGAGAUGGGUGGGGUGGUCUCGAUCUUGGAAAUGAUAUUUCCUCUGCCUCCACAGAUGAUGCUUGACCCACUGAGCUCCUCUUGUGGUUUGUUUUUUUUUCCUCUAAGUUUCAGUACCUGCAGACUCUUGUGUCUCCUUUAUUUAAAACAGAAAUGUACUUGGGUUUAGCUAUUUAUUUAUAUGUGUCUGUAACACAAUCUACUUACAAUAGUGUGACAAUCAGAAAUCUCAUCAUUGUUAAUGAGUUCAGUUUUUGAAAUUUAUGUUUUAGCUGAACUUGAAAUUUGCUGAAGGAAUGUAGGCUAAGGAGCAUAGCAAAAUGUCAAAGCAUCAUGAUUUUGCUUUCUAAGUUACGUCUUCAGCAUUAAAUAUCUUUCUAUAAUGUAUUUCUCUCUCCACGAAAGUUGUUUGACUUACUGAGUUUCACUUGUAUUUUCUGUUUUUUUCUGGUUUUAUAUCAUAUUUCCAGUAACUGUACUUCUUGAUUAUAUUUUUAUUGACAUUGGUCCUGCUAUAGACACAAAGACAGAAUCAAAAAUAUUUGUUUACGGACUGCAAACCUGCAUCAGAAUUGGAACAGGUUAAGAAUGAACAAAUCAUUAAUAAAAGAUCAAUGACUUGGAGUGUUACUCCUCUUUCCCUCUCUGAUGGUACCUGACCUGCUGAGCUUUUCCAGCAUUUGCUGACUUCACGUGUUGCAGGCACUCAAAAUCAUAAAAAGUCUUUAUAUGCAAUUCAGUGAGUUCUAAGUAAGUGAGCUGACUGAAUUACAGAGUGACUUCGUUCAACAAAUGUUUCAACGCCUUGUUCAAUGUCACCAUACUCAAUUUCUUAACAACUUGGGCAGAGGCCAAAGAGCACAUUCACAAAUGUGAAGUAUCAGGGAAAGGGAACUUCCAAGAGUGCCAGUGCCAGUUUCCUGUUUUUGAGUCACUUUGCAUACAAUGAUGUACAUGAAUGAUAUAGAGUCCGCAAUUCCAGCUUUUGUAGGACAUCAAAUAUCAGAUUUCCUUCUUUUUUUAGGAACUGAGUAUUGGGAAUCUCUUAAUGGAGGGGAAAAGAUUGCUAAAAAGAUUCUUGUGGAUAUAACUAAAUGGUAAUUUUAAGGAAAAAGUGGAGAGUUUGAACUGUUUUUGUUACUACAUGAAACUUAAUUGUCUUAUUGUUCAUACUUAACUGUAAAUAUUUUAUAGUAUAUUAAUAUAUUUAAUAACAGAUUUGUUUGAUGUUUUGAACCUUUCCUAUUUAGAUUGUUACACUUUAUUGAUCCCAGAAGGAUAAGAUGAAAAAUGUAGCUGUUUUGUGCUUUGCUUUGAGCAUUAUAAGUAAAGUUUUAUAUUUUUGCUAAUAGUUUUGUAAUUGCAUAUGCUCAUCCUUGCCUCAUAUUAUAAUUCUCCAAUACAUUCAGGCUUUUGAAUUUGGAUAUUAGUCUGGAGGGGAGUAUUGUGUAGUGGGUGCAGAUGGGUCCUAUUUGCAUGGUUGCUGUUAUGAUAUAACAAUGAAGUUCCUAAAGGAGUUUCUGAAAAUCCUGUGGAAUUUAUCACAGGGCUCCAUUAUGCAGGGUUCUGAUCGCAGACCAAUACAAUUAAUUGCAACUUUGAAUAUUUUAAGUACUCUAAACAAGCUUUAUUUCAAUAUUAAUUUCAUUGAAACUUGAGUUGUGACCAAAAUGAAAGCAAAUAUAGUAUAUUUCCAUUUCACAAUGAUGUUAAAAAAUAGAGAUAUAUAAUCAGAGGCAGGAUACAGCUUGAUUCUGGAGCAAAGCAGCUCCUCUGUAUGCAGGUUUCUAGCUAUUUGUCUCAGGUUUGGAACUAAGGCUUCUUAAUGUUCAUUGUAAAAGAGUAAUUAUAUAUCAAUAUAUUACCAAUAACUCUGUGAGCUCUUGAACAGCAAGUUGUUCUGGAAAUUCAAAUACAGGUCCACAAUCCCUUAUCCGAAAUUCUGAAAUCCAAAAAGCUCCGAAAACCAAAGACUUUUUCGUGGAGUGUGGAGAGUGUUGUAACAAGGCUUGUUUGGCAUGCCAACAGCUGACAUCACUCAGGUGUGACAUGGCAGCACUUUGAACAAUGUGCAUUUAUCAGUGAACAAGAGAUUAUGGCAGUUUACUCAGUUAAAGAGAGAUUGCUUAGACAUAAACCUAUGUUAAUGAGACAAAUGACACUUGAAGAAGUCUUUAAAAACGCCGUCUGUCGUAGUGCUGCUUCAUAACUUGAGAAUCCUGUUCCUGGCCGAUCAGGUACCUGUAGAGUAUUUAACUUUGUUUGUCAGACAUAAUGCAACUUAACUAGAGGUACCUGUACCUAUUUAGCCUAGUUUGAACCUGUACUUGUCCUAGAAUAUUUACAUUCUACAUUUAUUCCAUUAAGUCAUUUACCAUGUGUUUGAUUCGGUUCAUUAGAAGCUGUAUAUUUUUAUGUUCUAUUGAAUGUUUUUGUUGGAAAUAAAAUGUAUUAGUGUAUUUAUGGUCUAUAAUUAUCCCACUAUUUCAUUUAUCAGUAUAUAAAUAUACAUUUAUUCAUCCUAAUGGUUACAAUCUCAAAGAAAUUUGUCAAAUGUGAUUUUUCCUCUUCUCAUAAUUAUGUUGACUCUCUUUGACUAUCUUAUGAUUUUCUAAAUGUCCUGCUAGUAAGAAAUGCCACAUUUCCCCAAAUAAAGAUGAUAGGCCAAAUAGCUCAUAUUUUCCUUCUUUCAGACUCAACCUUCCUCUCCACCCAUUCCUUCCCCACCGCCACAAACACACACUUUCUUGAAUAGUGGAAUUUAUGUGCUGUAAUGCCGGGGGUGGAGAUAUGUCUUUACCAAAGGAGGUAAGGUGCUCCUUAAGAUAAAUGAAAUGCAUCCAAAUCUGUGCAUUUUUUAUAUCUCAUCUGCUUGUAUUAAGGAAUUUUCAAGAGAUUGCAAAGUGUUGCAAAAGCACCAUUAACACUUUGU
Messenger RNA from Hypanus sabinus (Atlantic stingray), 5028 nucleotides. Its product is annotated as sorting nexin-9-like. Bases 281 to 1735 code for a protein of 484 amino acids. Gene Ontology annotation, biological process: plasma membrane tubulation; endosomal transport; endocytosis. Gene Ontology annotation, molecular function: phosphatidylinositol binding. The record is from RefSeq and is a predicted model, not a curated record. Gene Ontology annotation, cellular component: cytoplasmic vesicle; plasma membrane. NCBI's taxonomy places the organism in Eukaryota, Metazoa, Chordata, Chondrichthyes, Myliobatiformes, Dasyatidae. The transcript has 17 exons.